This is a messenger RNA of Penicillium samsonianum, 9546 nucleotides long. RefSeq lists its product as uncharacterized. The coding region runs from base 1 to 9546 and encodes 3181 amino acids. Lineage: Eukaryota; Fungi; Ascomycota; Eurotiomycetes; Eurotiales; Aspergillaceae. The record is from RefSeq and is a predicted model, not a curated record. The transcript has a single exon.
AUGGAAGAUUCUCUUGCAUCCAAGUCAAUGACGUUAGAGGAGACAUUGUACCUGUUCCGCCACAUAUUUCUCCCACCAGAGGUUCCCCAGGCAGAAGAUUACAAUGUGCAACAAGAACAUCGUCUCCUCGAGAGCGUCGUUGAUGCUCUCCGCAGUUUCAGCGAUUACGUUCCAACCGCAGAUACUACUAUCGUACGUAAGGCCACUGUGAUGGUUUCUCGCCUAAGAAAAGCAUACAGCCCUCAUGGGGAUGUUGAUGAAAAGCAGCUCGAGAUGAGUCUGGCAGAGCUACCUAUUCGGGGUAAGCAUUGCAACACGCAAAUCAUUGUGCUCAUUUCUAACCAGGCCGUAGGCGGAUUCCUCCCAAUUCACGUUCGCGAGCAAAACGCAGGAAUCUUCCUAUACUGGCAUAACGAUGCGAUACACAUCGAAUCUUUUGAGUUGUCAGCUCGCAAUGAAGCCGUUACAACAACAGUGGGACGGCUGCGCCGUGAUUUCCCGGGUCCGACUAUGGUUAUGAAUAGGGCAACUUUCGAGGAACCCGGAUUCCGAGCGUUCAUGGCGCAAACGAUUUCCAGAAUGAGUCACCAGCCCGUUGCUGGAACCAAGCCAAGAGUCAAGAAGGCUGGACAGGAGCACGAUGAGACCAGGGACACCACGCAUCCCAAAAUGGUGACAGAGCUUCUCAUGUCGACUCUUCGUCCUCGAUGCACCGACAUCGCGUCUGUACAGAUUCAGAAGAACACUCGCGAGGAAGUAAUGUGGCGUGAUUGCCAAUCGCCGUGGCGCCGAUCUGCAUUAUGGCUCCUGGUGCGCGUGACACUGCAGCUAGUGUUUCGCAGGCUGUCUACAGAAGGGAGCUUGGACGAUCUGUACAAACAAUUCAUGGUCUUCUUCAUGACCUCGAUAGUUGACAGGGCUUCAAUUGCAAUACCCUCCGAGAGUCUCUUUCUUAUGAAUGCCAAGAUCGUUCGCAGACUGCUGAAGCUUGACUUGGCAGUUGUGCCUGCCUGGUUCACCUCAGUUCAGGAAAUCUUGAGUCGUACAAGCAGCGCAGUUCAAAGCCAGUGGACGCAUAUUAGGAGCAAAAAUAGCCACAGUGUCGACAUGCCACUGCUGCGUGAUUUAAAUUUCCGUCAAGAUAUUCAAUGUGCGCUCCCCUGCCUUGACCGCUACAUCGAGAGCAUAGAAAAUCGAAGCAACAAACGCCCGUGCAGAGAAAGUUUCCAGCCGCAAUCGAAGUUGAUCAAAUACCAACGAACAGAGCUUCCAAAUCACCUCGAUUCACACGAUUCUGAUUACCAAGCGUACAACCUUGCUGCCUUUGAGGAUUGGGUUGCUUCGGGUCUCAAUGCAUGGCUGGAAAUUCACCAGGGCGAGGAGGCAGCCUGUGGUCAACUCGGUGCUUUGAUGACUCGAUACUUCGAGAAAGCGUCUUCGUCGUAUUCAGACAACCCCGAAGCUACAUCAGUCAUGCUUCUUACGCUCUUAGAGUUGUGGAUUGCCUGCGACAAAUCCGCGAUUCACCUACAUGAGACCCUGAGAGACUAUGACGCAUGCAUACCAGUUGACUGCUUUCAAUCACUUUUGCUGCCUUUUCGAUCGCACAUGGAGAGGCUGGCGUGUGCUGAAAAGUAUCUGAGUCGACGUCAGGCUCGCCUUCGCUACCAUGGCCCGAACAUUUUCCAGGAAUUCGGGACUUCCUCCUGCUUCGCUGUUCGAUACUUCGAGCAGUCUCACAAACAUCAGCAAUUGCUUGCAGCCAUCGAAGAAAAUGCCACUCAGGAGAGGACGAAGAAAAAGGUCGAGCUUUGGGAAAAGCAGCAACGUUACCGGGAAUUGAUGGCAUUAUCUUCUAAGACACCAUGUGAAUCUGUCGAAAUCAUUGUGGAUAAGAGACUUGGGCUUCGGGAUAGAGUCCACCACAGUGAUUGCCCCCGAGAACGUUAUCAGAGGCAGGCCGAGUCGAUUGACAUCAGCAUACAUGAGUGGCCUCUGCCGACCAAUUGUUCAAGGGCCAAAGCCACUGUCUUCGAACUUCGAGUACCCGAGCCCUUUGGAAGCUGGCGUGACACCACGCUGUUUUUCCUGCAUCGGUGUUUGAAUAUGAAGUACGCGGUGGAAGAACGGCCCAGAGCAGAGCAUCGUCCACACACAUAUCGAGGUCUCUCUUCGUUCUUCAGCAACCACGGGCGUAACCAGCGGAUCAGUCUUCUUUCUCAGAAUAAGCCUCACGAGAGAACUCAUCGACGCGACAGGUUAAUUCUCAAUGUGACGGAAAAUGAUGUCUGCCUCAACAAUGGACUUCACUUUCAAUACUUUGACAAUGUUCUCGGAUGUUUUGUGAGCGGCUUUGACUGGACUCAUCAAACAGAGACUUCCUGCACCUAUAGGUUCCCCGCACACAGUUCAGCGCUGCAGCAAUUUCUGUUUCGACCUGCCAUGAAUCCACAUGGCCCGUCACCAAAUACUGUCAUUGCGACACAGUGCGAUGCCCCUGCUGACAUGUCACUGGAAGAAUACAAAGCCCUUGCAACCAUGCCCCUUGGACUGGAGAUCCAAUGGCAAAAUAUCCUGCUGGAACUGUCAAUGCCAUCGGUGGACAUGAAAAAAAUCGAAACCACAAUCUUUGUGCUCCAGAUAAUCAAUCAAGCGGGCCCAUCCAAAACAGGCACGACAUUGAGACAAGGACAUGCGAUUUUGUGCGACGAGGUAUUCACAGUCGAGGUACUCUCGCGAAUUGAAGAGACAAUGGAGAGGAUCCAGCAAAAUUGGGAGACCAUACAUGGGAUCAAUAGUCUCAUUCGGCUGGUUUUGAGGAUUUUGUCUUUGUCUCCUUCUCAGAAAGUCUGUGCGAUGUGCCUUCAGUGUCUAAACAACCUCCGCCGAUCUGCUUUCCACUGGGUCAAUCUUGUCAGAACGAAAGCUAGUGAGGCUAUUGAUGAUACACAGAAAACCAAUUUAAUUGCAAAGAGCGUUCAUAUCGCUUUGGUCUGCACAGAGACAUUCAAUGCAGAAACCAUUGCCCCUAUGUUCGCCAUCUCGGCAGAUGUUUCGAUCUUUCUGCAGUGCUGUUCAGUCAUUUGGAACGGGAGGAACUCUCUAACAACAGAAUCAGGUUCAUUGCUUCAAAUUCUGUACCAUCGGUGGCAAGUUCUGUGUUAUCGCAGCCAUGUUAUUCUCGCAGAGCGUAUCGUUGAAUGCAAGAACCCAGGACUAGACCUGGCCAUUGACGCAGCCUGGGCAGCCUAUGACAAGACCUCUAAGUGGUCCAGGGAGUCAAACGACGUGACAUAUUGGUUGUUUACUCGGUUUGCCGGCCAGUCCGGGUCUAGCGAAGACAUGUUGUUGCACUACAACCUCUUGACUGGAGAGCUCCUUGUGGAUGGCCUCCCGCUUGCACGUUUGCCUUCUGAGUAUGAAUCUCAUCCAACAUAUCGCAGCUUAUUUGGGAAAUCUCAAUUGGACGUAAUGCCCAGCAACACACCGGGGAUGCAAUUUUCGUGUCAAAAGCAGUAUUCGGGCUACACGGUACACCUCGGAAAAGAGACCGUGCCAGAGUCCACUGAUUCCGACAUGUCAGUCAAAGCGGUGAAGGGUGGGGAGCAAGUCUGGCAACUGGUUCCGUCUAGACUUUUUGCUGGAGUUUUUCCAGAUGAGUUUGUGGAAGGCUAUGCGCACUGGUAUUCGGUCUUAGGGGACCUGGUGGAAUUCCGACCCUUGAAAGCGCCAUGGCUGUCAUCCAGUCAAAACUGGCAGCUCCAGAGAAGCUCUUGUCAAGCUUCCUGGAGCCUCAAGAGGAACGGAACAAUUUUGGUCAGCACCAUGUGCCAAACGGCCCAAGUAAUAUCCAAUGUUUUUCAGCCGAUUGAAAAGGCUUUGAAAGUGCAUUGUAUUUUCCACGAGGCCUCUUCAAAUCUACAUGUUGAGCUACCGCGCCUUCGAUUGGAAUUUAUCCUCAAGUCACAGUCUUCUGCAAUCCAAUCUCGACAAUAUCCUGGCAUGUCAGUCGAUAGUAACCAAGUCUUUGACUCAUUGAUUGGGCUACGCAACACGCUUCUGCUCACGAACCGUGACUCUUACGAUCAAGUGGUCCUCAUACCUGAAGGAGCUUUAUCUUGGGCCAGAGAUGGCAACCACGUUCGUGUCGAGAUCGGUUGGCAACCUGCGACCACCAUCCAUGCGUAUCCCAUCGAUCGCCAGCUCGGACGGCUUUUGGACAAUGGAAGCCUACAGAGCAAGCUAUAUCUCACGUACUUGCAUGCUCUUACGUCUUUCUGCCUGCCAGAUCCACUCACCAAGAAGACCGGUACCGAGCAGGCUCUGUCUAUACUUCGGUCCGCGUCCCUGAGGUCUUUUGAUCGCCUGCAGACAGAACACAUUGAACUCCUCAAGAGCAUCGCAUCUCUCACUCCUGCCAGAAGAUUCUAUCCUGAUAAUGAGCAAGUGAUGCAGAGCAUCCACUGGCGGCAAGGUCUAGGCUGCCUCUCUCAGCACCAUGGCUUUCGCGAGGAAGUCGCAGAUAUACUGGACCAAAACCGUCGCAUGAGCAUUUUCCAACUCGGGACAGAGCUUAAUCACCCGUCACUUCCACAUGUGGAGCAAGCACUGUUUUUGCGGGAGCGAAUCCGCACAUCUUCAUUCCGCGCCCCAGGAUUCGGCGCCGACGAUCAUACGCAGAAGCACGACAGCAUGUACAACAGUCUCGACAAGAAUCGGAUAUCUUGCGCAGCGUCUCGAAGCUUUGCCGUUUGCAAGAUGCUUUACAAAGGGAUCCCUUCUGUCCGCAAACUUCAAUCCGAACAGUUGACCUCGCAUCUUUGGCAAUUCCUCUCUUUACCCACCGGGGUUCGUGGCCCUCAUACUCCAUUGGACACGAAAAGGUUGAGGUACGAUGCUGAGUGGAUACUAGAGUCAAGAGAGUUUCUUGUCAGUAAUUGGUGCAGCAUACACCACCUCGCGUGCUCACAAACCCGCCGCCUCGGCAAAUUCCAGCUCAUGAUCUGGCUUGCAGCCCUUGCUUUCUCCAAUGAAGCUAAUAUGAUUGCCCUUGAGACCAUUGUUUCACUUUUUGUGAUUCGUGACCUGGCUUCAAUCCAUCUGCCAACCAGUGCGUUGUUUUUGCCAAAAGAGGGAGUUGAGAUGAUUAAAACUUCAAUUCGCCGUCAAAUCGAGUCGGAACAGCGUAAAGUCACUCCAGAGUCAAAACUUGCGCCCGAAACGAAUGAGACAUUUCAAAAACUCAUGUCGCGCAGGGAUAGACUCCGGAAUCAAAAUCGGGAAGCCAUUAAGAAAAGUUUGUUGCUACAUUUUGAACGCGAGUGGCCCACCCGAUCACCGUCCUCACUAUUAAAUCCAACAGUGAAUGACUACUUUGAUGCAAAGGAGAUGAUGAUGAAAGUUUCAAAAUUGUUCAGUAUCUGGUUCGACAAUCGAGAUCUGAAGCGAUACAUCACCGACAUUGCGAAUGUCACUUGCCAUCAACUGAUCGAAGAGGUCGAGAUUCAACCCUACCAGCUACCACAUCCACCUCAAAGUGCACCGAAAAAACGUGGCUUUGUGCUCUUUGAUGACCUACUCGGCCCGCAGCCAAUCAUCGACAUUGAAGAACCGCAAUUAAGGAACCUUGUCUCUACAUCGUCGACAGGACAACCUCCAGCUUCCACAUUGGUGGCGUUGCUAAACUCUUUGGGUAUACAAGCCAAAUCCAAGUACGAGAAAAACUAUGUCGAACAGUUACAAAGCAGUGUUGCUUCGUUGAAAGAUGGCAGACAAGAAAAGCACAUCAAUAUGGCUCAAGGAGAGCUGGAGACAAAUAUUUUGGACUAUCUUGCAUCGUGUCAAGAAUAUGUCGACAGGGUGUAUCGAUCACUUGUGUCUGAGCUCUGUCCUCGUGAGAAGACCACCUGGUCAGGGACGAUCCAUCCUUUCAGGGCAAAGGUAAUCGCAGUAGCCCUGGAACUGCAGCAGUACCCAAGGCUGUCACCAGUCCUUUUUUUGGAGCAACUGUCGCGCCAUCGAUGGGGUCCACUAGACCUAGAUUGGAAAAAAUGUUUCAUUGCUUACGGGUGCUCAAUCACUAAAUUGCAGCGAGCGAAACGACUAGCUCGCCUUCUCAAGCACCCGGACGAACUCCUGAAAGAACUCGAAAAUUCAGGACAUACGAACUGGCAGCCAAUCCGGUUCCCAGAGACUCUUCUGCUUGAGAUAGAGAACGGGAUCCUGAUAAGAGGCAUUCAGGAGGAAAUUGCGGCGACAAUGAGGCACUUUGUCCCGGGAAAGAAUGCCGUCAUGCAAUUGAAUAUGGGCGAGGGGAAAUCUUCAGUUAUUGUUCCUAUGGUGGUAGCAGAUCUUGCGAAUGGAGUUUGUCUGGUUCGCGUUCUUGUGGCCAAGCCGCAAUCACGACAAAUGUUUCAAAUGCUGGUCACGAAGUUGGGUGGUCUCUUGGGUCGGCGUGUGUAUCACAUGCCCAUUGCACGCUCUCUGAAAUUUGGAGAAGCCGAAGCAGAGGAGAUUGAACGCAUGUGUUUAGAGUGUAUGUCGCAGGGCGGUGUCUUGCUCGUCCAACCCGAGCAUAUCCUAUCUUUGAAACUGAUGAGCCUUGAGUGUUUUAUUGCUGGGAAAUGCGCCGUGGGCCGUUCUCUACUUCGCACGUUGCAGUUCUUCCAACACAACUCCCGGGACAUUGUGGACGAAAGUGAUGAAAACUUUAGCGUCAAAUUUGAAUUGAUCUAUACCAUGGGAUCUCAACGCCCCGUCGAACUCAGCCCACGACGGUGGAUUGUGGUACAAGAGCUGUUACAACUGGUUCGAGAUUAUGCUGGUCGCGUCCAAUCCGAAUUCCCCGACUCCAUUGAAGUGAGCGAGCAGCCGCAUGGCGGUUUUCCACGGAUACGUUUGCUCAAACAGGAUGCUGAGAAAGCUUUGGUUCAAUACGUCGGAAGGCACAUAUGUGAGAAUGGUAUUGGGUCUCUGUCAAUCUCGAGGCAGGCUCGGCCCAUUCGAGAUGCCGUCUACACCUACAUUAUGAAAUCUGAGCCUCUGGUGGAGGAAAUCGCGGCGGUGGAGUGCGAGGAUUCCGCAGGAUUUUGGGGAGAUAGCACACGGGCAUCCCUCCUGUUGAUACGGGGUCUGCUCGCUGGGGGCGUUCUAGCCUUUUGCUUGGGUCAAAAACGAUGGCGCGUCAACUAUGGGCCUGAUAGGAGCCGAAAUCCACCGACAAGACUUUGUGUGCCGUAUCGAGCCAAGGAUAGCCCUUCCCUUCGGUCAGAAUUCAGCCAUCCCGAUGUCGUGAUUCUGUUGACAUGUCUGAAUUACUACUAUGCCGGACUUGGCGACGACGAUAUAUUUCUCGCCUUCAAUCAUCUGGUCGGGUCAGACCAAGCGAGUGCAGAGUAUCAAGAGUGGACGAACGAUGCUUCUAGGCUUCCACCCACCUACCAGCAGCUUGUGGGAGUGAAUCUGGAUGACCGGUCUCAUUGUACCGAUCAUGUGUUCCCCGCUCUGCGGUUCUCCAAAGCUACUGUAGACUACUUCUUGACACACGUCGUAUUCCCGAAAGAAAUGAAGGAGUUUCCUGACAAGUUGUCUGCGUCGGGCUGGGAUAUCGGGGAGAUCAAAACACAUCCUACAGUAGGGUUUAGUGGGACGAAUGAUUCACGAGAAACCCUACCACUGAGCGUCUCGCAACUCGACCUGCCGGAGCAAAACCACACGAAUGCGUUGGUGCUGGAAUAUUUGUUGCGGCCAGAAAAUUCCGUGGCCUGCAUUCCACAGCAAGUCCAGCCAUGCAAGUCAGAUGCCGAGAUCAUAUUGGACCUGGUAUUGGAUCUGAAUCCACCGGCUCAGGUGAUUCUUGAUGUGGGCGCACAGAUUCUGGAGCUCAGUAAUCAUGACUUGGCAGCGCACUGGCUAAAACUGCUCCCAAACGAAGGACCAGUCCAAGCGGUGGUAUUUGUAAACGACAAAGACGACAUCUGCGUCCUGGAUCGAACUGGACGUGUUGAACUAUUGCAAAUUUCACCGUUUGCAAGACAGAUGGAAGCAUGCUUUGUUUUCCUGGACGAAGCACAUACCAGAGGAAUCGAUUUGAAGCUCCCGUCUAAUUAUCGUGCGGCGGUCACGCUGGGUCCGGGUAUCACGAAGGACAAAUUGGUUCAAGGUACGAAAUUUGGAUUCUUCAUAUCAGGCAAAGCCAAGACUGACUAUGCUCCAGCGUGCAUGAGAAUGAGAAAAUUGGGCAACGGACAGUCUGUCGUCUUUUGCGUUCCAGAGGAGGUCAAGUCCAAUAUCCUGGCCUUGAGUGGCAAGGACAAGAAUUCUCAGAUCACUGUCGCGGACGUGCUUCUCUGGGCCAUUUCCGAGACGUGGAUUGACAGCCGACACAGUAUUCCCCUUUGGGCGGUCCAGGGUACACGAUUCGAGCGCCAACGGGAAUUGUGGCAAGCUUACCGCCAAAAUGAUUGUCUUGAUCUGACGCCGAGACAAGCCCAGGAAUUUCUCGAGCCCGAAUGCCAAACUCUUGAACAGCGAUACCGACCUGGUCAUCAAGCGCGGCCGUUAUUUAACUGUCCUUCAGAUACUAGCCCGAAUCUAAAUUUGAUUUGGAGGCGCUGCCGCAAGUUUGAAGGUCUCGACACUUCGUCCUCCCUUCAAGAGGAACAGGAGCGCGAGCUCGCACCAGAGGUUGAAAGUGAGCGCCAGGUUCAGAGGCCUCCAAGUGCUACACCCGAAACGCACCAUAUCCAUCCACACAUAUCUUCAUUUGUCACUACAGGCAUUCUUGUGAGGUCUUCCGAGGCCUAUGAGCCAGCAUAUCUCACGCUGCGCAAUACCUCCGCCGCCUGCUUUCUGGACGUAUCUCAAUUCCCAUCCAGUCUACUGGCUUCCAACGACUUCGUUAGAACCAUCAAGACUUCCCCGGGCUCGCACUUUGUUGCUGAUGCUUUCCAACGUCCUGUCAGAUGGGUCCUGACAAGUCGAAACCAUGUUGUCGAUGACGGAACACCUCAGUUGCGCAUGAUGAUCAUUAGCCCUUACGAGGCCAAUGGUUUGAUGUCCAAGAUACGAGAAUCACGUGUUGUCACUCUUCAUUUGUAUGCCCCACGCCAAAGCCGAGGAUUUCCCUCUUUGGAUAGACUUAGGCUACACACGGUCCCCGAUGAUGUUGUCAAAACCGAAAUACCUGAUAUAUUCCGUAUGCUGCUCAACCUGUUUUCUGGGCAGCUGUAUCUUGAAUCAUAUUCCGAGUACAAGGACCUUUGUGAAUUUUUGGGGGUGGCGUCUGUGAAAACGCCGCCCGGUCUUGUUGUCGCUGCGGAUGGAUUCAUCAAACGAGGUUUCCCGGGAGCGAAGGCAGGCUUCAGUCAGAGCCCGCUCAAAUUCCUUGAGAUUCUAAUGUCACAGAUUAGGAAAGAUUGCCAGCGGAUUGGACGGACGCAUAUUGGUAAAAUUGUCAGUGGUCAGUUGCUUUUUCCGCUCGACUUCGAAGAAUCAGCAACAGCAUCCAUAGAAGCCGGUCUUCAAAUGGCUAGUCUCGGUCCAUAA